AUGAAUCAAUUGCACAAGCUUGUCCUCUCUUCGAAUGAUAUUGUUGGGGAAAUUCCUAAAGACCUAGGAAAAUUGAAGUUGCUGUUAGAGCUUUCAUUGGGCUGCAACCAUCUUGAAGGCCACAUCCCUCAAGAACUUGGAGGGUUGCUUAGUCUACAGAAACUUGAAAUUGCAAGAAACAACUUGAGUGGCUCAAUUCGUACAGAACUUGGGGGGUGCUCCAAACUUCAGUUCUUGAAUUUAAGCAGGAAUAAUCUUGAAAACAGCAUUCCUGUGGAGAUCGGCAAUCUUCGGUCUCUUCGAAUUCUUGAUUUAAGUCAAAAUUUGCUUACGGGAGUAAUACCUGGACAACUUCAACAACUGUAUAGAUUGGAAAUACUCAAUUUCUCACACAAUCAGCUUUCAGGUUUAAUUGAGUCGACCUUUAGUGAUAUGGUAAGUUUGACAUCCAUCGAUAUAUCAUAUAAUGAGUUAGAGGGUCCUUUACCAAACGUUCUUGCCUUUCGUAAUGCUACAAUUGAAGAUGUGAGAGGAAACAAAGGCUUGUGUGGAGUUAUUGCUAGUCUCAACCCUUGUACAGCAACAACGUCCAAAGGCAAGAACAAAAACAAAAAGUUGCUGCUAAUUUUGAUUCCUACUUUAGGUUGCCUACUUUUGUUGCUUCUUGUUGUGGGAAUUUCAAAUAUAGUAUGCCGAAGAUCAAGGAAAAUAGAGACUAGUUGGAACAAUGGACACAAUGGAAACUUGUGGGCAAUAUUAAGCUUCAAUGGAAAUGUAGUCUAUAAGAGCAUUAUUGAAGCCACGGAGGAGUUUGAUGCCAAAUAUUGCAUCGGUGUGGGAGGACACGGGAGUGUUUACAAGGCCCAUUUGCAAACAGGUGAGACUUUUGCAGUAAAGAAAUUUAAGGAAGCAGCGGAAGUCAAAAUCGCUAGUCAAAAAGCAUUUGAAAGGGAGAUUCAUGCUCUGAUUGAAGCUCGGCAUCGGAAUAUUAUCAAGCUCUAUGGCUUUUGCUCGAGCUCUCAACAUUCAUUUUUGGUGUACGAGUUCUUGGAAUCAGGCAACUUGAAGGAUGUAUUGAACGAUGAAAAGAGGAUAACAACAUUUGACUGGAACAAGAGAGUGAAUGUCAUUAAAGGUGUAGCUUAUGCUCUGUCUUACAUGCACCAUGAAUGCUCUCCUCCUAUAGUUCAUCGAGACAUGUCGAGCAAGAACAUUUUAAUGGAUGAAGAAUAUGAAGCUCACGUCUCUGAUUUUGGCACGGCUAAGGUUCUACAUCCCUACUCAUCCAAUUGACUUCCUUUGGAGGCACUUUUGGAUAUGCAGCUCCAGGUAAGUUGGUUUCUUCAAUAAAAAACAUUCAAUUAAAUUGCCUUACUAAG
This is a messenger RNA of Eucalyptus grandis, 1379 nucleotides long. Its product is annotated as MDIS1-interacting receptor like kinase 2. NCBI's taxonomy places the organism in Eukaryota, Viridiplantae, Streptophyta, Magnoliopsida, Myrtales, Myrtaceae. The transcript has a single exon. The record is from RefSeq and is a predicted model, not a curated record. The coding region runs from base 1 to 1293 and encodes 430 amino acids. Gene Ontology annotation, molecular function: protein kinase activity; ATP binding; protein binding. Gene Ontology annotation, biological process: protein phosphorylation.